Messenger RNA from Musa acuminata subsp. malaccensis (wild Malaysian banana), 856 nucleotides. Its product is annotated as GTP-binding protein YPTM1. NCBI's taxonomy places the organism in Eukaryota, Viridiplantae, Streptophyta, Magnoliopsida, Zingiberales, Musaceae. Gene Ontology annotation, molecular function: GTPase activity; GTP binding. Gene Ontology annotation, biological process: vesicle-mediated transport. The record is from RefSeq and is a predicted model, not a curated record.
AAAGUCGAGACCCUUUUCGUCGGCUUCUCUGCUGCCGGUUCCUUUCCCCCCUCCUUCCUACUCCAUCGCUUCGGAACUCUACUCAUCCGUCGAUCACGGGAGAAGAAGUGUUGGUUCCUAUCUGGAAUCCGGGGGUAUGAGUAAUGAAUAUGAUUACCUCUUCAAGCUUCUCUUGAUCGGAGACUCCUCCGUCGGGAAGUCCUGCCUCCUCCUCAGAUUCGCGGAUGAUUCGUACGUUGAUAGCUACAUCAGCACCAUUGGUGUUGAUUUCAAAAUUCGUACGGUGGAGCUGGAUGGAAAAACAGUCAAGCUGCAAAUUUGGGACACAGCAGGACAGGAGCGGUUCAGGACCAUAACAAGCAGUUACUAUUGUGGAGCGCAUGGCAUCAUUAUUGUUUAUGACAUUACAGAGAUGGAAAGUUUCGACAAUAUCAGGCAGUGGCUAAGUGAGAUUGACAGAUAUGCUAACGAUAGUGUGUGCAAGCUUCUUGUUGGAAACAAAUGUGAUUUAGUUGAGAACAGAGUUGUGGAAAUGGAAAAGGCAAAGGCAUUUGCAGAUUCACUUUGUAUUCCUUUUAUUGAGACAAGUGCAAAGGAUUCAAUCAAUGUGGAGAAGGCUUUCUUAACCAUGUGUGCUGAAAUAAAGAAAAGCAGAAUGGGAAACCAACACAGUGCACAGAGAGCACCAUCUACCACUGUCCAGAUGAAAGGCCAACCUAUUCAGCAGAAGAGCAGCUGUUGCAGUUAAUCCUGUUAUACCUGUGCAUCUUGUUUGGAAGAAAUGUGACAUCAGUUUGGACAAUCAAGCAACUAAAUCAGCAUACAUCAAUAUUAAAUGUUGGAAGAUCCUAAAUGA